Messenger RNA from Penicillium longicatenatum, 591 nucleotides. RefSeq names its product gag-pol polyprotein. NCBI's taxonomy places the organism in Eukaryota, Fungi, Ascomycota, Eurotiomycetes, Eurotiales, Aspergillaceae. The transcript has 2 exons. The record is from RefSeq and is a predicted model, not a curated record. Bases 1 to 591 code for a protein of 196 amino acids.
AUGACUGCGAUUAUGACUCUAAUGGGCCUAGUCAGGAUAGUCACAAUUCUACAAGGAGGUGCAAAUUCAGUAGCGCAGUGCCAGCGUGUUAUGCAGUUUGUGCUCGCGGACGCAUAUGGUAAGGCUGUCCAAGCAUUCCUAGACGAUUUUGGGAUCAAAGGACCAAAGACGACCUAUAACGACGAGAUGGCGUUUUCUGGAGUUCGCCGCUAUAACCUAGACGAGACCUUAUACCUCCUAGAGCUUGCUGGGAUGGUGAUUUCGGCCGAAAAGUCGCAGUUUACCAUAAGUGGAGUUGCGGUGGUUAGCUGGGUAUGUGAUAAAGAUGGGCGCCGCCUAGAUGAGGUGAAAGUUGCGAGAUUAGUCUUCUGGCCAGUACCUACCUCUGUUCCUGAAGUCCGCUUAUUUGUGGGACUAGUAGUCUAUUUUCGUGUCGUCGUGGAGAAGUUCGGAGUUAUUAUUGCCCCGCUAUACCUUCUUCUGAAGGCAGGUGCGGACUUCAAGUGGGAAGAUAACCAACAGCUGGCGUUUGAUGAGAUUAAGCGGAUUCUGUCAACCUUUCUAUGCGUCUUACCAAUAGACUAUGACUAG